AUGUCUGCACCAAACCAAGGACGACAGUCUCCUGAACCGGAGCGACAAUCCGACGACCAACUUCAGGCACAUCCAGGUCAGCCAGGCAGUGGAAAGCUUGACAACUCGAAAGCCAAGAACGAAGGCAAAGAUGACCAGCUUUCAGGUCUAGAGAGCAAUCCAAAGCACCCACUCGAGGACCAUGCAAAGGAGGCCACAUCAAAGACCGAGAAGAACACAGAUGCAUAG
This is a messenger RNA of Lithohypha guttulata, 228 nucleotides long. RefSeq lists its product as uncharacterized. Lineage: Eukaryota; Fungi; Ascomycota; Eurotiomycetes; Chaetothyriales; Trichomeriaceae. The record is from RefSeq and is a predicted model, not a curated record. Bases 1 to 228 code for a protein of 75 amino acids. The transcript has 2 exons.